Epinephelus moara (kelp grouper) is the source of this 1306-nucleotide messenger RNA. RefSeq lists its product as uncharacterized. Bases 587 to 1306 code for a protein of 239 amino acids. Lineage: Eukaryota; Metazoa; Chordata; Actinopteri; Perciformes; Serranidae. The record is from RefSeq and is a predicted model, not a curated record. The transcript has 6 exons.
UAGCCUAGUCUUCACAAAUAGUAAUAAUAAUGUUAAUUAUCUGAAGGCUAUAGUUUAUGAACUUUAAAAGUUAUGAGUUUUAGCGCCAUUUGAUCCCUCCUUGUGGGGAAUCUGCAGAGCUAGGUUACAUGACUUUGAUGAUGUAUUUAAAAAUUUACAUUAUGACCUUAUAUAACUUAUAAACUGGCAAUAUCAAUGUGUGGUUGCAUGUGUGGUGUGGUUGCAUGUGUGUUCAUAUGAAUAAGAACAGUGCCUCUUCUAACCUAAACACCUGUCAUAGAUCCAAAAGGAAACUGUCUAUUUGACAGACGACACCAACGUGGCCGUAUUUCCCCGACCUGAUGGUGACUUCUGCUCCUUUGACCUCAUCGCCAGAAGUCACUAUGAAGUACAUGGUGACAGCACCGCUGUUGAGAAAUCGGCAGGGGCACUUCCCACUGGCCAGCCUGCCCACUUUUCUUUUCACCGCCCAACCAGCACAGCCACAAGCUCCUCCUGUCCAAUUCCAAGGAGCACCACCACUAAAACUUUUGUGAGGAAUGUCGUCAUUGCUGGAGUCGUGAAUGGAAAGCUGGAGACCAACAAGAUGGUGACAGUCCGCUUCUCAGAGUUUGAGGCUUGUGUGCAGUCGAUCAUCAAUAAAGUGACGGAAGCCCUUGGACAGCAGGAGUCAAUUAUUUUGACAGAUAGUCUGGGCAAUGAAAUAGUUGAUUCUGAUGGAACCAGGGGGUCAGCAUACUGGAAGCAAAACUCAAGAAAGGUAUUUGCAGUGCCUGAACCACAGAUGGAGCUGCUACAACUCAACAAAAGAAGGAGGCUGAGUCGAAAAGAAGAUACUGGCCUUCACGAGGUUAUAGCCGACAUUGAGGAGGUUGUUGAAGCAGCCCAGGGACUAAGAGAAGUGUCGAAGAUCAUCAAGGAUUUGAGUGGAUUUGCACAUUCCACAAUGAUAACACCCCUGUCUCUUUCAGAGGCUGAAGUAGCUUCUUUAAGAAUGGUCUUCGCCUGUCUUGUCUGCAAAGGUCCUGUAGAUAAGCCAAUGUUCUCAACCUGCUGCAGAAACAUUAUUGGGUGUAAGGCAUGUAUUAUGGAGUGGAACAACAGAUGCAGUCACUGCCCAAAAUGUUGUGCUGUGGAUUUGGAGGGCAGCAUCCACGAAGUGGCUGGACUCUCUGAAGCACUGGCAGCACUGGAGAAGUUAUUCCUGCUGAAUUUGCUGUCCCGGACACUACCUCCACCUCUUCUGAGUUUGAGCCCCCACACACUAGUGCUGGCAGAGGCAGGGGCAGAGGGGGGAGGGGAGUAG